Arabis nemorensis is the source of this 588-nucleotide messenger RNA. The record is from the annotation of a GenBank genome assembly. NCBI's taxonomy places the organism in Eukaryota, Viridiplantae, Streptophyta, Magnoliopsida, Brassicales, Brassicaceae.
AUGAUUCGCACCACAACUGAGGCAGCCGCCGUUCACCUUCUCCAACGAGGAUGGGAUCUCUCCGCCGUUCGUCUCACCGGAUCUCUGCCUGAGAGCCAGUCUUCAGCUCCGUUGGUAGUAGCACUUUGCCGACGAGAACAGUCCUCACUCCCUCCACCUCUAUCCUCCAUGGCGUUCUCCUCUGCUCCGCCGUGCGUAACCAUUAAGACUCUCUCGUCGCCGUCUCGGACAAUGAGAUGCACGAGGCUUUCCAACUUCCAGACGUUGACUCGUCCGGCGACCUCGAACCCUCCGGACCCACCGGUGCCUCCAGAUCCUCCUCCACCGUCUACAAAUCUGAAGCCGGCAUCCGAGAUUUCCCUAUCGCUUCAUCGUGAGGACUCAAUCGAAUCUCCUCCCUCCUUUACGAUCGCCGGAUCUAAUUUUUGCACCGACGAUUGUGGCCACCGAGUUCAGCAGUACCAACGUCGAAUCUCUCGAGAAGCCUCCAAAUGUCUGAGCGGCACCAGAUCGGAGACUUUCCCUGCGUUUCUUCGUAGGCUUAUUGCCCUAUCUCUCGGUGGUUUCCCCCUCCGUAUCCACCUCUGA